AUGAACAAAGUAGAUAAAGAUCCAGCCUUCAUAGAAGUUACAGUGGACUAUGCUGAGAAGGAGAACACAAUAGCAAAAGCUCUAGAAGAUCUCAAGGCCAAUUUUUACUGUGAACUCUGUGACAAGCAGUACUACAAGCAUCAGGAGUUUGACAAUCACAUUAAUUCAUAUGACCAUGCUCACAAGCAGAGACUCAAAGAACUGAAACAAAGGGAAUUUGCUCGAAAUGUAGCAUCUAAAUCCAGGAAAGAUGAAAGAAAACAGGAAAAGGCACUCCAACGUCUGCAUAAGCUGGCCGAGCUAAGGAAAGAAACUGUAUGUGCUCCUGGAAGUGGCCCCAUGUUCAAGUCAACAACUGUUACUGUUAGAGAAAACUGUAAUGAAAUUUCCCAAAGAGCUGUUGUGGAUUCAGAUAAUAACCAGGAAGACUUCAAAUAUACUUUGAUUCAUAGUGAAGAGAAUGCUAAAGAUGUUACCACUCUUGCUGCAGAUCCAGAAAGUGCAAAUAGUUAUACAAAAAAUAAUCAACUUGGAGAUCAAACCCAGGGAAUUCCCAGACACAAAAUUGGCUUUUCUUUUGCAUUUCCAAAGAAAGCGUCUGUGAAGCUGGAGUCCUCAGCUGCAGCCUUCUCUGAAUACAAUGAUGAUGCCUCCGUGGAAAAAGGAUUUAACAGAAAAAGUAGAUUUGUCCCCAGUGCUUGUCAUCUUCAACUAUCUUCCCCAACAGAUGUGCUUUUGAGUUCUGAGGAGAACGCUAACUCUUUUCAUCCACCAGAGGGAAUAUGCACUGAAAAAGAAACUGCUCAAACUCAAGAGAUGAAAGAAGUUUCUAUUGAAAAAGAUACAUUAUUAUUACCUUCAUUUUGCCAGUUUCAACUCUCUUUAUCUUCGGAUGCAGGUAACUGUCAAAAUUCAGUCCCAUUAGCAGAUCCAAUACCCCUGGAAGAUGCUGUUAUUAAUGAAGACAUACCUAUGAGUGGAAACAGUUCUGAGUUGUUAGGAAAUAAAUGCACAGUUACUGAUGUGGCUAAUGGUUGCAUAUCUUUGGGAGCUACCACAGAGGAAAAUAUUAAGGACAAUGAUGCACCCACAAUUGAAGCUGAAAAUCAAAACCAUGAUCCUGAGAUGUUGGCCCCUUCAAAGUCUGAAGAGGAUAAUAUAACCUUACAUAAAAAAGCAGAUUUCUAUAAAAGACCAUGUGAGCCAUUUGUACCUGUACUUAACAAAGAUGGAUCCACAGUUCUUCAGUGGCCAUCAGAAAUGCUGAUUUUCACAACUACUCAACCAUCAAUUUCCUACAGCUGUAAUCCUCUCUGUUUUGACUUCAAGUCCACGAAAUUAAACAACAAUCUAGAUAAAAAUAAGCUGCCUUUAAACGAUCUUUCUUCUCAGCAGAAGGGAGAGGACAUUUGCAAGAGACCAGUUUUGGAUUCCAAAGACACAUCUAGUGCCCGACUCACAGAUUAUAAAAUUGGAGGUAGCAGAAAUGAACCCACCCAGGUCACUCCUCUUUGUGCUGAAGAUACACGCUCCAAUAGUUGUGAUUCUGGAAAAAGUGAGAAUACAGGUCAGAGGUAUAAAACUAUUUCCUGUAGGAUCAGAAAAACAAAAAAAUAUAGUUGUAUUAAAAAGCAACACUCUAAAAAGGACACUCUAGAUGAAAAAUAUGGCAAAACAAGGUUGAAAGAUACUCAUGAACACUGCUUCCAUAAAAGUAGAAGAAAGAAAAAAAGAAGAAAGUUAUGUCGACAUCAUUAUGGGGAGAAAACCAAAGAAUCAAAAACUCAUUUCAAACUGGAAACAGAAAACAGUGACACUGAUACAACUAGGAAAAAUCUACUGGAAACAAUUUCAGAAAAGCAGUAUUUAGCUGUAGAGCAAUUAUUAGACUCACAUCAAUUACCUGUUAAAAGGCCCAAAUCAGCAUCUAUAUGCUUAAGUGAAAAUGAAGAAAUGUGUAAAACCUGGAACACUGAAUAUAAUAACGAUAAUAUUAGUUCUAAAAAUCACUGUACAAAGAACUCGAUUGUUUUAAAUGGACAGUCCAACCCAACAACAAUGCAUUCUGGGAAACAUAAUUUAACAUACGCCAGAACUUACUGUAGUUGUAAAGCCAAACCGCCCAGCUGUAGUCAGGAUCACAAAUGCCUCGUUCUUCAAAAUGACAUGAAAUGCAUGAGUCAGAAUCAGGCUGUUAAAAGAAGUUAUAAUUCUCUCAUUAAUGAGUCAGAAAGAGUUCAUCGAAAACGUAGACAACAUUCAUAUUCUUAUUCAUCAGAUGAAAGUUCGAGUGGACAAAAUUAUUUCCCGGAAGAAUUUUUGGGGCCACCACGUGCUUCCGCGCCCUUUAAGCCUAAAAGGAAACGGAGGAGAAAAAGAAGCAGAUUCCACACCAGAGCUGAAGCUUUAGAACUCAAAGAAAAUACAGAUUAUCCCAUGAAUGGGAAUUCUUCCUUAUGCCACCAGGGUGAGUUAAUAAGUGAAGACAAAAAAGAGGAAUCACCACCAGAAGACAUUGCAGAUGUCGAAAGGAACUCGGAACAAACAGACCAAAUAGGAAACAAGCUGACUUCACAUCCCAGCAGUCCCCUUCCUCCUGGAACUAGUGGUGAAACUGAGCAUUUCGUCACGGAGGCCACCGCUGGUGAACUGCCGGAGAUUUCCAAUGUACCCACCACACCUGUCUACGUCGCCAGCGCCCCAGCAAAAGAAGAUAUCGGCAGUACUUUGCGGGAACACAAGGAAAGAAGCAAGACUAUAGAUACUCAUGAAAUGCAAAUCCCUUUCAAGGUGCCUAGUAUUGAAAGGAACUUCAGGCAGCCGCAACCUAAGGCAUACCUUUGCCAUUAUGAGCUGGCGGACACCCUUCCCCACGGCAAGGUGAAUGAGGCGUCCACCGAGUGGCUGCGUUUUAAUUCAGGAAUUCUUAACGCACCGCCACCGUUACCGUUCAAAGAAGCACAUGUCAGUGGCCACACCUUUGUAACCACAGAGCAAAUCCUGGCUCCACUGGCUUUACCAGAACAGGCCUUCUUGAUCCCAAUAGAAAACCACGACAAAUUGAAAAACCUACCCUGUGAGGUCUACCAGCACAUCAUGCCACCGAACAUGCUGGCCAACAAGGUCAAAUUUACUUUCCCUCCCGCUGCUCUCCCGCCCCCUGGCAUACCUCUGCAGCCUUUGUCCCUGCAGCAGCCCUUAUGCUCUACCUCCGUCACCACCAUCCACCACACGGUUCUGCAGCAGCACGCGGCCGCCGCCGCCGCCGCCGCGGCCGCCGCCGCCGCAGGAACCUUUAAAGUGCUUCAGCCACACCAACAGUUUCUGUCCCAAGUCCCAGCUCUCACCAGAACAUCGUUACCUCAAAUCUCAGUAGGACCCGUAGGACCCAGGCUGUGUCCAGGGAAUCAGCCAGCUUUCGUUGCUCCUCCUCAGAUGCCAAUCAUUCCAGCGUCGGUUCUUCAUCCGAGCCACCUGGCUUUCCCGCCUUUGCCCCACGCUCUCUUUCCUUCGCUGCUUUCCCCGCACCCUGCGGUCAUCCCACUCCAGCCCCUCUUCUAGUCAUCACCACGAACCGGAAAGAAAAUAGGAAAACUAUUGCUAUAUGCGUACAUGCUCAUCCACGUGGAUAAUUGCCUAUUGAAAGGGUGGAAAGAAACUAGUCAAACUAUGGCCUCAUUGAUAUGAAAUCAUUUACUGUAAGUCUAAUGAUGCAAAUAAAUACUUAGUUUCUGAUAUAUAAUAUUAUUAAGGCACUGAAUAGUUUAAAAAUAAAUACGAUAUAUGCUGUAUAUUAAAAUGAUGUCUUAAGAGUAUGUAUAAUGUACAUAAAAUAUAUUUAUAGUACUGUAAUUUAUGUUGUAAAGUAUGCUCUUUGUUUUUUAUUUAAAUCUUUGUGUAUUUGCACCUAUUUAAUGUUUAGACAACGCUGAUGGCACUAUGUUUUGUACCAUGUUCCUUGAAACUGUAAAUUCAGUGAAAAAUAUCUCUUGCAAUAAAUUUUUGUUAAAUAUUUAAGUAAA
This is a messenger RNA of Hipposideros armiger (great roundleaf bat), 4022 nucleotides long. It is a transcript of the gene ZNF804A, whose product is annotated as zinc finger protein 804A. Gene Ontology annotation, cellular component: nucleus. NCBI's taxonomy places the organism in Eukaryota, Metazoa, Chordata, Mammalia, Chiroptera, Hipposideridae. The record is from RefSeq and is a predicted model, not a curated record. The transcript is spliced from 4 exons. The coding region runs from base 1 to 3561 and encodes 1186 amino acids.